Messenger RNA from Chenopodium quinoa (quinoa), 1170 nucleotides. RefSeq lists its product as uncharacterized. Lineage: Eukaryota; Viridiplantae; Streptophyta; Magnoliopsida; Caryophyllales; Amaranthaceae. The record is from RefSeq and is a predicted model, not a curated record. Gene Ontology annotation, molecular function: RNA binding. The coding region runs from base 324 to 923 and encodes 199 amino acids. The transcript has 4 exons.
UCCCACCCGAAUUGCGAGCCCUAGAAAAUUCUCCUCUCCUCUUUGAAAGCGAGACGACUUCUGUGUUUCUAUUCGCUUUACCCAUUCACAACACUUAUAAAUAGCCCCCAAAUUAAGUAAAGUCAUUUUAUCAGUUCGAAUUAUCGUUGCCUUUUUUACAACUGAGUGAGCAGAGCCAAGAGGAAACCGAUCAACUUUCCCAAUUCGCAUUACAAAUAUUUGGAUUGUCAUUCCACCAUUUCUCACCUUUGAUCACUUAAACAGGCCUUGCCGGUUCUCUCUCCCCUUCCUCUUCAUUUCACAAUUUUCAGGUUUUUUUGGCUAUGGGAAGUGAAGAUGAGCAAAAAUAUGCUGCCUUCAUGGAGAAAGUGAAGCGGACAAUGUAUCUUGACAAUAUCUCACCUCAGGUAACUGAUGCAGUCAUCAAAACUGCAUUUGAGCAAUAUGGUACUGUGACCAACAUUCAUUUCAUCCCGAACUACAUUGAGCCAAACUACAGCGGGAAGUGUGCCCUUGUGGAGUUGGAGAAUGAAAAGCAAGCAAAAUCAAUUAUUGAGGUGCUGUCUUCUUAUCCAUUCAUGAUGUCAGGAAUGCCUAGACCAGUGAGGGGUCGUCAUGCAGAGCCAGAAAUGUUUGAUGAUUGUCCGCCUAAGCCUGGUAGGAAGAUACAAGUAUUUUGGGUAGACCCAAAAGAUCCUCAAUUUGAGGUGGCACAGAAGCUCAAGAACCUGACAAAGAAACAUGUUGCUGAACAGUCCUUCCUACAAAAGAAGCAGCUAGAGGAGGAAGAGAAACUCUCUAAGCAGCAAGCUGAGACUCUAAAAGGGCAUUAUGAAAAGUUUGAGAUGAUGGAUUCUAUAUUAUGUGAUGGCACCUCAAAACGUCUAUCUAGGUUCUAUGGGGUAAAUCUAAAUGAUGACUAAGGACUCUGACUUGUAUAUCUGUAGUAGUUAACACAGUAGUAGAAUGUAGAAUGUAAUUCGUAAGGUUUCGUAGCUGUCUUUCUUUCCUAGAAAGGAGCUUUUGCAAGGUUAUGGAUAGAGGUAGUCAUACUGUGCAAGAAUAUCUGUAUGAGAUACUGAUUUCGAUCCUGACUACUUUGCUAGUUUACUGGCAUUGGCAUGUCUGUUAUGUUCAGCAAUUGCAUUUGGUUCAAUAUUUGUUAUCUUA